CUGGUUUUUCUUUAUCACAUUGUUUUGUGCUGUGAGUGAGUAAAACACCUCACAGCAAACACACACAACACGGAUCACAUAAAUUCAAGUUGCACAGAUCAAAACAGAAAGUUUUCUACGAGUUCGAACGCACGAUUAUCGCUGGCGCAACAUUAGUUUUGAGUUGGCUACCAACGCGAGCGGGUCAUUCUCUUUGCAAGCGACACACAUUUAGAAUCUUAAGGAUACUCCGAACGAAAUAAAUUUAUAAAUAUUUUAAUAUAUUUUAUUCACAACUGUAUUUUUUGUUUGUUGUUAAAUUUAAUGGUCAAUUUUUAAAAAAUUACUUUUUUUCACAAAAUCUCCUGUCCCCCCUACAACAACAAACAACUCUGAAACAAUAAUAAUAAACUGCGAAUUUUUAAGUAGUAAUUAGUUUAAUAAACAAAAUAAUAUAAAAGAAACAUACAAAUUUUAACAAAUUAAAUUAAAUAAAAAAAAAACAACAAAAACAAACGAAUAAAUUUUUUAACGGUUAAAACGUCAUUUUAAAUACAGUAACACGAAUUCAAAAUGAUGAUGGAGAACGGUCUCUCCAUGGAGUAUGGAGAUGGUUAUAUGGAACAAGAAGAGGAAUGGGAGCGUGAGGGACUUUUGGAUCCUGCCUGGGAAAAGCAACAAAAGAAGACAUUCACAGCUUGGUGCAACAGUCAUUUGCGUAAAGCUGGCACCUCCAUUGACAAUAUUGAAGAUGAUUUCCGUAAUGGUUUGAAAUUGAUGUUGUUGCUCGAGGUUAUCUCUGGUGAAACUUUGCCCAAGCCCGAUCGUGGUAAAAUGCGUUUCCAUAAAAUUGCCAAUGUCAACAAAGCCUUGGACUUUAUUGCCUCCAAAGGUGUACAUUUGGUAUCGAUUGGUGCCGAAGAAAUUGUCGAUGGCAAUUUAAAGAUGACACUUGGUAUGAUCUGGACCAUCAUCUUGCGUUUUGCCAUUCAAGAUAUCUCUGUUGAAGAGAUGACCGCCAAGGAGGGCUUGUUGUUGUGGUGCCAACGCAAAACCGCCCCCUACAAGAAUGUCAAUGUACAGAACUUCCAUCUUUCAUUCAAGGACGGUUUAGCCUUCUGUGCUUUGAUCCAUCGCCACAGGCCCGACUUGAUUGACUAUUCCAAACUCUCCAAAGACAAUCCAUUGGAAAAUCUCAACACUGCCUUUGAUGUUGCUGAGAAAUAUCUCGAUAUUCCUAGAAUGUUGGAUCCUGAUGAUUUGAUCAACACUCCCAAGCCGGAUGAACGUGCUAUCAUGACAUAUGUCUCUUGCUAUUACCACGCCUUCCAGGGAGCCCAACAGGUUGGAAAUGUGACGCAUGUACCCGAACCCACAAGACAAUACACCUACGUCCCGAAUAAUUACAAUGCGGAAACUGCUGCUAAUCGCAUUUGCAAAGUUUUGAAAGUCAACCAGGAGAAUGAACGUCUUAUGGAAGAGUAUGAACGUCUUGCCAGCGAUCUUUUGGAAUGGAUUCGCCGCACUAUGCCUUGGUUGAACUCUCGCCAAGCUGAUAACUCUUUGGCUGGUGUGCAAAAGAAAUUGGAAGAAUACCGCACCUACCGUCGCAAGCACAAGCCACCACGUGUUGAACAAAAAGCUAAGCUCGAAACUAACUUCAACACUUUGCAAACUAAAUUGCGCCUCUCUAAUCGCCCCGCCUAUUUGCCCACUGAAGGUAAAACCGUUGGUGAUAUCUCCAAUGCCUGGAAGGGUUUGGAACUCGCCGAAAAGGCCUUCGAAGAAUGGCUUUUGGCUGAAACCAUGCGUUUGGAACGCUUGGAACAUUUGGCCCAAAAAUUCAAGCACAAGGCCGAUGCCCACGAAGACUGGACUCGUGGCAAGGAGGAGAUGUUGCAAUCGCAAGAUUUCCGUCAAUGCAAAUUGAACGAUUUAAAGGCUUUGAAAAAGAAACACGAAGCUUUCGAAUCCGAUUUGGCCGCUCACCAGGAUCGCGUUGAGCAAAUUGCUGCCAUUGCCCAAGAGCUCAACACUCUUGAGUAUCAUGACUGCAUCUCCGUGAAUGCUCGUUGCCAACGCAUUUGCGAUCAAUGGGAUCGUUUGGGUGCUUUGACUCAACGUCGCCGCACUGCUUUGGAUGAAGCUGAGCGUAUUUUAGAGAAAAUCGACAUUUUGCAUCUUGAAUUCGCCAAGCGCGCCGCUCCCUUCAACAACUGGUUGGACGGUACACGCGAAGAUCUUGUCGAUAUGUUCAUUGUUCAUACCAUGGAAGAAAUUCAAGGUCUCAUCCAAGCUCACGAUCAGUUCAAGGCCACUUUGGGCGAAGCUGAUAAGGAAUUCAAUUUGAUUGUCAACUUGGUACGUGAAGUUGAAUCGAUUGUUAAGCAACACCAAAUCCCCGGUGGUUUGGAGAACCCCUACACCACUCUUACCGCCAACGAAAUGACACGCAAGUGGAGCGAUGUCCGCCAAUUGGUGCCACAACGUGACCAAACUUUGGCCAAUGAAUUACGCAAACAACAGAACAAUGAAAUGUUGCGCAGACAAUUUGCCGAAAAGGCCAACGUUGUUGGUCCCUGGAUUGAGCGCCAAAUGGAUGCCGUCACCGCCAUCGGUAUGGGUCUCCAAGGUUCUUUGGAAGAUCAGUUGCACCGUCUCAAGGAAUACGAACAAGCUGUAUAUGCUUACAAACCCAAUAUCGAAGAAUUGGAGAAGAUCCAUCAAGCCGUCCAAGAGUCGAUGAUCUUUGAAAACCGCUACACCAACUACACCAUGGAAACUCUCCGUGUCGGCUGGGAACAAUUGCUCACCUCCAUUAACCGUAACAUCAACGAGGUUGAAAACCAAAUUCUCACCCGUGAUUCUAAGGGCAUCAGCCAAGAACAAUUGAACGAAUUCCGUUCCAGCUUCAACCACUUCGAUAAGAACCGCACUGGCCGUUUGACACCCGAAGAAUUCAAGUCCUGCCUUGUCUCAUUGGGCUACUCCAUUGGCAAGGAUCGUCAAGGCGAAAUGGACUUCCAACGCAUCUUAGCUGUUGUUGACCCCAACUCGACUGGCUACGUACACUUCGAUGCCUUCCUUGACUUUAUGACUCGCGAAAGCACCGACACCGAUACUGCCGAACAAGUUAUUGAUUCAUUCAGAAUUUUGGCAGCUGAUAAGCCAUACAUCUUGCCCGAUGAACUGCGCCGUGAAUUGCCACCAGAUCAAGCUGAAUACUGUAUCCAACGUAUGCCACCAUACAAGGGACCCAACGGUGUACCCGGUGCCCUCGAUUACAUGUCAUUCAGUACAGCUUUGUACGGUGAAACCGAUUUGUAAACAAAUCCACUCAUGUGCCACAACAUACAAAUGUUAAACCAACCACUCAACUCAAAUAUAAUUCACCAAUCACUUGACUACUUAACAAAGAGUGAGAGCGACCGAUAAACCGUUCGAUUGGCCUACAACCAAACUCUAAAAACUAUAAUGUUUAAGUUUAAUUGCAAAAAAAGUCUAUAUAUUUCAUUGUUUAAUACUAACCCGCCCAAAAAUUAAUUUAUUUUUACGUUACAUUUGUUUUCGAGAUGCAUAAACUAAAUGUCCUUUAAAUACUAACCCCCGCACCGCAAAGUUACGUAAAUCAAUUAAAGUUUUUAAUACAAAAAAUCAAGAAUUACGGAUUUAAAGGCACUACAAAAUCAACCAACCAAAACAUCCACCCACCAACACGACUACUUAACAUCCACAUUAAGUUCCCCACAAUUAACUGAACAAUCGAAUCGUAUCAUCUGUUAUUAGUACACCACACAUGCAUAUCCUUGUUGUCAUCCUAGAGGCAAAUAAAUAAUUAUGGGAGAGUUUUUACCAACAACAACAUCAAAUAUAAAAUAUAGAGAGAGAACUAACUCAACCUAUUUAUUAUUUAUUUACUUUACUAAUUCAUUUAUUUAUUUAUUAAUUAUUAUUUUAUUUUUCUGUUUGUCGUACUUAAGAUGAAACUCAACUUGUGGAGAAUUUAAUGAAACAUACGUUCGUUCCAUUUACAUUGAGCAUCUGCUGGCGUUUUUUGUUUUCAACUCAAGUUUACUUUCUAACGAUUUAUAAACUGAAAUUGUCUGCAAAGACUGCUAACAACUCACGAUGAUCAUUGUGAAUGGAACCAUAAAAAAAGGUUCGAGCAUAAAAGCAAAGGGAAGAAAUUUUAGUUAAUAUUAUUAAAUCACAAUUAUUUUAAAUAUAGAAUUUAUACUACAUGAAUAAAUAAAUAAAUAAAUAUACAUAUAUGUAUGAACAUGAGAAUGUUUAAAGGCGAAAAGGGAGCGCUAAACAACAUCCACAAUAAAAUUUUAAUUCUUAUACAAAAUAUAUUUUUAUUUUAACAUUUUCAUCUGAGAUGAAUUUUUUUAAUAAGAAUAUUAUACUAAACUUUGAUAUUUUUAUUAUUUUAUUUUAUUUGUAUUAUUUUAUUUUUUAUAUAUUUUAAUUUUAUAACUUUAUUAAUUUAUAUUUGUUUUAUGAUUUUUGUUAAAUUAAUUAUUAAUUUAUUAUAACAAUUAUGUUAUUUUUAUUAUUACCGCCCAUAUAAUUUGAUUCUUUUAGUUUCUUUGUUUUCUUUAUUUUUCUUUAUUUAUAUUAUCAUUAAAAAAAAAAAAAAAACAAAAAAUUAUUUAAUAUUUUUUUAAAUUAAGGCAUAAUAAUACUACUACUAUUACUUGAUACUAUUAUAAUAUAAAUAUAUAAACAAGAGGGAGAAAUUAUUUUAUUACUAUAAUAAUAAUGAUAAUAAUAAUAUUAAUAACAACAACAUAAACAAAAUUAUGAAGAACACCAAAUCUAUUAAAGAAUGGAAGAAAACACAUCAAUCUAUGUAAAAUGUCGAAUGAUACAAAAACCAACUGAAUCAUUUUAAUAAAAAAAAACUAUUUACAAAACACAAUUAAAAAAAAAA
Molecule: messenger RNA, 4915 nt
Organism: Lucilia sericata (common green bottle fly)
Lineage: Eukaryota; Metazoa; Arthropoda; Insecta; Diptera; Calliphoridae
Gene: Actn
Product: alpha-actinin, sarcomeric
Exons: 9
Coding region: 553-3306 (917 amino acids)
Biological process (GO): actin cytoskeleton organization; muscle cell development
Cellular component (GO): Z disc; cell junction; cell projection
Molecular function (GO): actin filament binding; calcium ion binding
Source: RefSeq, a predicted model, not a curated record